AUGCCCGUUAAGAAAGAUGAGGAGCACAAAGUCUUCCGGACAAGGCUGUGGUUGUGUUGUGUCAUCGUGUCCAUACGGACAAAUUGCGUUGAAGGUAUACCUCCACUCGCUGAAUCGUUCUUCGAUUCUGACGAACGAGAUCGGGAGGACAUGAUUCCCUAUCUGCCGGUCGAUCUCCAGUUCCUCCACAAAGUCUACAUCAUCCUUCUCCGCGCAAUGGUUGCUAUGGGCAAGACCAAUCUGCAAUCCAUGAAGUGCGACGUCCGUGUGCUACGAUCCCUCAUUAGCAUCUUCGACUCGCAGCUUCUCAGCCUGUCGGCUUCAGCUCCCAGCGAUCUCGAUUCGCUCCAACUUAGCUGUGCCCGCAUUCAUGUGAUGGCUUUCCAUUUCUUUGCUCAUCCCAUGAGCCCUGAUGCAGAUGGUCUCUCCCGGUUCUACUCCCUUUGCGUCUCGACAAUCAAUGCCGCAGCUGCCAUGGCCCAACAAGUCCAUUUUGCAUCAGUCUCUCAAUCAUUCGUUGACAGGACUAUAUGUCUUGCCGGUUUCUCCAUCCUUAGGCUCGUGCGAAGCCCACUCGCUCAGCACCUAGACCUUGCUUCUGGCGAGCAAGCGUUUUUCCAGGCAGCCCAGUUCCUUAAGAACGUCUCCUUACAGCCAGGAGAUAUUGGCGUGCGCACAGCCAUGAUCAUGCACGACCUUUGGAACAGCAGCAAGGUCUUCCGUAGAAAAGACGGACGCAUCGAAUCGCUGGGUUUGAGAUUACGAACCAGACUUAGUAUGAGUGUGAGCUACGACAUGUUCUGGUAUUGGAGGGAAGAGUUUGGCAACAUGCAGAACCCGUAUAACGGAGAUGAGAACGUACUAGCGUCGAACGAAGCAACUCAGCCUAACACACCUCCGUACAUCCAGAACCAGGACCAAAAAUUCCCAGCCGCAACAGCGGCAUCGACAAUGCCUACGGCGCAACAACCUCUAACGAAGUUCGACCCAAGCCUUAUUAAUCCCCAACUGCAGGUGGACCCUUCUGCAGGAAUGAGCUUCGAUACCUGGGACGGAUCCGACUACAAUGUGCCGCCAAUGCUGGAACAGUUUCCAGACUACGAUUGGGCAGCCGGAUUUCAGUUUUCAAACAGCGAAUUUCCAAAUGCUCCUCUAGGCCCCGUAGGUGGACCAAUACCACAAAAUGUCGGAAACAUGGGAUACACCUUCGGUUGA
Ascochyta rabiei is the source of this 1215-nucleotide messenger RNA. RefSeq lists its product as uncharacterized. Lineage: Eukaryota; Fungi; Ascomycota; Dothideomycetes; Pleosporales; Didymellaceae. The transcript has 4 exons. Bases 1 to 1215 code for a protein of 404 amino acids. The record is from RefSeq and is a predicted model, not a curated record.